AUGACCUCAAACGGGUCUCAACGAAACGAACUAGAGGAUUUUGAAGCAUACCUUGAACCCGACUUUGAUGCGAAAAGUUUCGCCAACUCAUUGCUCAUAUCUACUAAUGGCCAUGACAAUAACUUACUAGAUUUGCAAACACCAUUGAAAAAGCUAAAAUAUGACUUGGUGGAAUUAGACAAGCGUAUGAAACUGAUAUCUUCGACAAAUUAUGAAUCUUUGACUUUGAAUUUCACUCAAAUUGAACAGUAUAGAACGAUUUUACAAGAUCGAAUCAAUCCCCGCAUAGACACUAUCAAUAAGCCAUUUGAAAAGAUUAAAAAGGAAGUGAUUGAACCGUAUGAGGAUGCGGUGCGUUUGAAUAACGCGUUGAAGAAUGUACACCAGACAUUGGAGUUGUUACGUGCGACUUCGUUCUUUAUAUUUCUCAUUCAACAAUUGGAAGAAUUGCAAGGCGGGGUACCAAUAGGCCGUGGUGAUGAUGUGGUUAGAGCCAGUCGAUUGUACACUCAAUUGAUGAGCUUGUACCAAUCAGUGACGUCAAUCAAUGGAGGUGCCAAAUCUGACCAUGGGAACAAUGUAUUGUCAAUCAAGUUGAUUCGAGAUUAUCGAGCCACUGCAGUCACCAGAAGACAAAGUUUGGUUCAAGAAUGUUCAAUGACAAUAAAUAAUGAAACCUGCCGAUCAAGCUCGUUGAAUUUGAAGAAUUUGAAACUAUACCAUACACUUCAAGCACUCUAUAUUCUCGAUCCGCAAGAAUUCUAUCAAGUUCUUGACAAGUCAACUAUACAAAGACAAGUUACAACUAGUAGCAACCAAUUAUCAAAAGCACUACAAUCUCCACGAAAUUUCAUGGCGAUAUUGACGGAGGUGCAAGAGAACAACACCACUUACUUUUCAAAACUCGAUGAAGUGUUGAAUAAAUGGAGCUUGCCUCAAGAUAGUACUAAUAAAUCAGAUGAAAGCUUGUUACUGCCUGUAUUGAGCUAUUAUAGAACUGAAUCCUUAAUGGUGCUAUUUUGGCAGAAAUUGGCCCAGCAGUUGAAACGAAACAUUGUUGCAACUAUGGCUCGAGGAGGUCCAAUUGCAAAAAAUUUGAGAGUGUAUAGCCAAGGGCUCAAGACAUCGGUGGAAGAGAAAUUUACCGAAGAAGUGAUUAAACUGGGCAUAUUGGAUGCCUUGUCAAUGAUUGAACACAAGUGA
This is a messenger RNA of Lodderomyces theae, 1203 nucleotides long. RefSeq names its product Golgi transport complex subunit. Bases 1 to 1203 code for a protein of 400 amino acids. NCBI's taxonomy places the organism in Eukaryota, Fungi, Ascomycota, Pichiomycetes, Serinales, Debaryomycetaceae. Gene Ontology annotation, biological process: intra-Golgi vesicle-mediated transport. The transcript has a single exon. The record is from RefSeq and is a predicted model, not a curated record. Gene Ontology annotation, cellular component: COG complex.